UUAUCUUUUUUCAAAUCGUAAAAAAGAAUAUCCACCCAAUCAUUUAUUCUUAGGUUUGCAUCCAUUUUUGCCAAAACCCCACCUCCCACCACACAUAUAUCAUCAUCAUUAUUUGCCUUUGUGCCAAACCUAACAUUUCCUUUUCUUUUCUCUCUUUGGGUGUGCUUUUUAGGUGUUGGGUAUUUGUGGGUCAUUCUUACUUCUUUCUUUUGCAAAAGAACUUGAACCAAAAUGGGGAGAAAAUGCUCACAUUGUGGAAACAUAGGCCACAAUUCAAGAACUUGCACUAGUUAUAAUAGAGGCAAUGUCAAUAGCACAAUCUUGAUAGGUGGGGGUGGUGGAGGGGGAUUGAGGCUCUUUGGGGUUCAACUAGACACACCACACUCUAUGGUCAUUAAGAAAUGCCUUAGCAUGGAUUGUUUGCCUUCUUCAUCACUACUACAAGCUUCAACUUCACAUUCACCUUCAUCUUCCUUAUCUUCUUCUCGGGUGUCCGUUAGCGACCUCAAGAGUAUGUCAGUUGGUUAUGUUUCAGAUGGUCUUAGAGCUCAAGAACGGAAAAAAGGCUUUCCUUGGUCGGAAGAUGAACACCGUCUAUUUCUAACUGGUCUUGAAAAGCUUGGGAAAGGUGAUUGGAGAGGGAUUUCAAGGAACUAUGUGACCACAAGAACACCUACACAAGUUGCAAGUCAUGCCCAAAAGUACUUUCUAAGGCAGGCUAGUCUUGUCAAGAAGAAACGUCGUUCGAGCCUCUUUGAUUUGGGAAGGGGCAACAGCAACAAGAAUGUAGUAGCAAAUCAAGAAAAUAGUUACAAUAUGAGUCGAACAAACUCCUUUGAUGAAGGUCAUCAAGAUCGGAGUAACAAUCUUUCUUUGAUAGAUUUCAGUUCACUAAAACAAGAAAAUGUCUACUACAAUCCAACAGUCAAAUCCUAUGAAACAACAUCAAUGUGUUCACAUGUGCAUGCUUCUCCGUGUGGUACUAUUGGCUCUAAAAGUGGUACUCUUGAUUUAGAACUUACACUUGCUGCUCCAAAGCCGGUGGAAAGUAACAAGUCAUCUGCUACUUCUUCACUCCAAAUUGGGCCAAUUAUCAGUGUAAUUUAAUUUGAGUUUAAAUUAACCUUUUUUGUAUGCUAAAAAAAUCUAAUUACUAAAUAUUGUAGAUAUAUAUAAUUUUCUUUUGAAUUUUGAGACCUUCGACAACUUGGCCCGGUUAGAAUAAGACAUUUUUGUAACUACAAAUAUACAUAUAUGUAUAUAUAUUACCCUAUUAAAUUAGGGUUUAAUUGGCGUGAGCAGAAAUUCUCUUUGUAUCAUCGGUAU
Molecule: messenger RNA, 1326 nt
Organism: Lactuca virosa
Lineage: Eukaryota; Viridiplantae; Streptophyta; Magnoliopsida; Asterales; Asteraceae
Source: the annotation of a GenBank genome assembly